AUGGGUACCCAGCCUGACGGUGAUAACUGUACGUUCAGCUACAAGAUCCUUGGUUACCUGAACAUUGACGACCUGGUCGGUAUUACCGAGAUGGGCUACAAAAACUACACGGAGUUCUGCGAAGACGGCGGUGUGGAAUUCAAGGCCACAAACACUGGCAGCGGCUUCGAGGUUGAAGAGAGCAUUGACUUCUGGCUGAACCCUGGAGAUGAGGAUGCCAACUCGAACCGCACUUCUAUUAUGGUGGAGAUGUACAAUGAACUGGCCAGCAAUGGCACUAGUGCCAAUAUGGAGGCGCUCCCGACGAUCGAGAAACUGACGUCGGCCAACCCCAAGUGCUACGAGAACAGCGAGGCGUGCGCUACGUCCCAAUACGGCUGCAACCGUACGCUUUACUCUCAGAUCUGCGCUGUGUGCUCGUCCGACGCGGAUGGCUGCGAGGCUGCUCCGUCCUCAUUCUCUUUCCCGAAGCUAACGCUGCCCUCCAACAGCUCGUCGGACGGAUCGGGUGACUCGGAUUCGACCACUACCGGCUCGUCGGGCAGUCCCGUGACGGCUUCGCUGGCGUCGGUGCUCGUGGGUGUUGUGGCUGUCGUCGCCAGCAGCCUGCUGUAAGCAAAAUGUCGACUGUCCUGUAUGGCACGAUGGAGUGUCCAACUGCUGUCGAAGCGAAUAAUCAGCGUCGUGCAGACCAGUACAGCCGCAACGUAGGCCAAGGUUUGGGAAUUUCAAGAAACUUGACUUGGUCACCGUCCGAAGUGGUCACACUGCAGCACAUUAUAUUAACUCCUCGUAUUUUUCCUUUGAUGAAUUUGUGUCUUUCUUACUUG
Molecule: messenger RNA, 830 nt
Organism: Phytophthora nicotianae INRA-310
Lineage: Eukaryota; Oomycota; Peronosporomycetes; Peronosporales; Peronosporaceae
Exons: 1
Coding region: 1-615 (204 amino acids)
Source: RefSeq, a predicted model, not a curated record